Molecule: messenger RNA, 1073 nt
Organism: Hibiscus syriacus
Lineage: Eukaryota; Viridiplantae; Streptophyta; Magnoliopsida; Malvales; Malvaceae
Product: elongation factor 1-alpha-like
Exons: 6
Coding region: 1-1053 (350 amino acids)
Biological process (GO): DNA integration
Molecular function (GO): GTP binding; nucleic acid binding
Source: RefSeq, a predicted model, not a curated record
AUGCCGAAAACCAUCAUUAGUGAUCGGGACACGCGGUUCACAGGGAGGUUCUGGACGGAGUUGUUCAAACUGAUGGGAUCAAGCUUGAACUUUUCCACUGCAGUUCAUCCACAAACCGAUGGGCAAACCGAACGAGUGAAUGCUCUAUUAGAAAUCUAUCUGAGGCACUAUAUGAGUGCCAACCAACGAGACUGGCCCAAGCUGUAUGAAGGGCUCAAUCCAUCAACACACAACAUUGCCAAGGAGUGUCACGAGCAACACGACUUAGCCCGAGCUUGUUUGCACAAGGCAAGAAAGCGGACCAAGAAGUGGGCUGACCGAAAGCUGAGGGACGUGAACUUUGAAGUUGGCAACCUUGUUCUUGCAAAGUUGGACAAUGUUUUGCGCCAUGCGGAUGUGCACAAGGCGCUUCGUCCUCCACUUCAGGACGUCUACAAGAUUGGUGGUAUUGGAACUGUCCCUGUUGGUCGUGUUGAGACUGGUGUCCUUAAACCUGGAAUGGUCGUGACCUUUGGCCCCACUGGUCUGACCACUGAAGUUAAGUCUGUUGAGAUGCACUAUGAAUCCCUCCCGGAGGCUCUAUCUGGUGACAACGUUGGGUUCAAUGUUAAGAAUGUUGCUGUUAAGGAUCGCAAGCAUGGUUAUGUUGCUUCGAACUCAAAUGAUGAUCCUACCAAGGAGGCAGCCAACUUCACCUCACAAGUCAUUAUCAUGAACUACCCUGGUCAGAUUGGAAAUGGAUAUGCCCCAGUUCUCGACUGUCACACCUCCCACAUUGCCGUGAAAUUUGGUGAAUUGUUGACCAAGAUUGACAGGCGAUCUGGGAAGGAGCUUGAGAAGGAGCCUAAGUUCUUGAAGAACAGUGAUGCAGGGAUGGUGAAGAUGGUUCCGACCAAGCCUAUGGUUGUGGAGACAUUCUCGGAGUACCCACCUCUUGGACGUUUCGCUGUGAGGGACAUACACCAGACCGUUGUUGUUGGUGUCAUCAAGAGCAUCAAGAAGAAGGACCCAACCGGUGCCAAGGUCACCAAAUCUGCCGCCAAUAAGAAGUGAGAGCAAGGGUACAUCUUCUU